This is a messenger RNA of Protopolystoma xenopodis, 513 nucleotides long. The record is from the annotation of a GenBank genome assembly. Lineage: Eukaryota; Metazoa; Platyhelminthes; Monogenea; Polystomatidea; Polystomatidae.
AUGGCGGGAAGAAGUGGAGUAGAAAUGGUUUCCCAAUCAAAACCCCAUUUCCACCGUCCUAAACUCACCCCAGAAACGUACAGCUUGCGGGUAUUCAUCAUCCAUUUUUCCUUCAUUGUUCGCUCCCUUACUCUCUCCCUCCCUCAUUCUCUGUUUCUCUUUCGUUCUUCAUUUCUUGCCUUCUUCCUCUCUCUAUCUCUACCUCCAUCUCCAUCUCCUCCCUCUCUCCAUGUGUGCGCACACAAACGUCCGUCCCUCAUUCUUCACUCGUCGGCUGGCCGACAGCUGGGCGUCUACUCUGCUGCUAUCCUGUCAAUUCUCCUCUCUCCUUUCUCCAUGCUAAGACGUGAGCCACAUCAGCCAACGGCCAACGACCAAGGGCCGAGGACCAUCGAGCAUCGACCAAAAGCUUCACGGAAGCUGGGCUGGUCUGACAGGACCGGGUUCGCGGACCAGAUUUCGCCUCGCUUCCUGGUUAGGUUUGACAGGUCAGCCGAUAGACAGCCCACAUGA